UUCGCGGGCAUUUUGUACGUGGUGAGUCACAGGUGUUUUUAUAUUUCGGGUCUAUGUAUAACACAGCGUCACACUCCUAAUAUUGUAUGUUUCCGCCAUGGAAUUUACGUCGAGCAGUUUUUAUAGUUUAUCAAAAGUUUGACAUUUUGGUAAAGUAUCAUAAAGAAGAAACAAAAUGACUCGUAACAAGUUAUUCGCCAGAGUGUGUCUAGUCCUGUCUGGGAUGGUGGCUGCCUACGUCAUUCUAUCUGAAAUACACCUCACAAGAGAGUGUCAUCUAUUCUGCACAAGUGAUGACAUCCCAGCAUGUUACCUUCGACGAAUGGCCGUGCUCGUCUACGAUCAGGAUGUCGCCGCUCACGAGAUGAGCUUCUCACAGAACACACACCCACGCAUCAACCUUGCCAACUACGCUACGGAGUUUGCUUCGGGACGAUACUUCGACAUCAACUGCCCAAUCGACCACUACUGGCCCCGGGUCUCCACCCUCGACCGCCGCAACAGCUGCGCGGUCGUCGGCAACAGCGGGAUACUGAGUGGUUCCAAAUGCGGGAAGGUGAUCGAUAAACAUGAUUACAUCAUACGCGCGAACCUCGCUCCGAUCGAAGGUUAUACCGCCGAUGUCGGGGAACGCUCCCAUCUUACCAUUAUGAACUUCGAAACCCUGUUCUAUUUGCGUAAUAACCUGACGCAGACAUCUCCCGAUACCCAUUGGCAUCAGACUUAUGUAGACAGAGUAAGGUACCUGAAUGACUCGAUACUGUGGUACUCCAAGUCGACUGUACAGCGGAAUAGUAGCUUUCGUCUGAAGGAUGCCGUUCACGUUCUCAAGGAUUACUACCAUCUACCAAUCCAGCUCGCCUAUAGCUGGAGACCAGUGUCUUUUGAAAAGUUUCAUGGUCUGAACCACUACGCUACAACCGGCUUCAAUGCGUACAUCAUAGCCAAGACAUUCUGCAAUCACGUGACUUUGUAUGGUUUCUAUCCGUCAAACAUGGCGGAGAAUGGUUACCGUGUCAACCAUCACUACUAUGAAGAUGUAGAGUUCGAGUACACUGGAAACAUCCACAAUUUCAAGCAGGAGUUCACCAAGUUCAAAGAAUUCGAAGAGAAGGGAGAGGUUACCAUAGUAACGGACGUUUGCCCGGGAGGAAGGAUAAAGAAAUUGACUGAUAAUGUCGAUGUGGAUGCCAUGGUGGAUACCAAGUUUGCUUUUAAAUUGAAUAACGACAGACUGAAGGAAAUCUUUGAUAUUUCUGAAGGUGGUAAUAAGAAGGAGAGAACGGUGCUAGAGCACGCCGUCGAAGCUGCUGAGAAACAGAAAAUAGAUUUUGGAGAUAUUUUUGGGAAUAUUAAAGAAGGUUCCCAAAUAACUAGAAGUGUUGACAAAGCAGAUGAAAUUAAUCCUGGAAUUGAAGGUGAUAAUUAUCAGAAGAGUAAAUCUGUUUCGGAGGAUCGCCCACAUAGAUAUCAAGGAAACUAUAGAAGUAUUGACGAGCAGAAAUAAAUUGCAUAACACUAACUGGAAAAUGUACACUUAUAACAUUGUGAAAGAUCUAGUGGGGGCACCUUGAAGAUCGUGAUUCACAUCGUUAAAUAAAAACAUGAAGAACUGAAAAUCAUUGAUACAUGAUCGAGGUGCAUGUAUGGUCUUAGUAGUUUUUUCCAAUGCAUUUCCAAUGUCAUUGUAUCCAUUUCCCUUUCUUUCUUCACCUUCGCAAGGUGUAUCUUCACUCUUGUUUGUCUUUAAACUGGGGAGGGGCGUGUCACCAGUAGCUACAUCAGCAUAUUGGCUGAAAUUCUUUCAAGAGGGAACAAAGAAGAAGAAGAAGAAGAAGAAGAAGAAGAAGAAGAAGAAGAAGAAGAAGAAGAAGAAGAAGAAAGAAGAAGAAAGAAGAAGAAAUAGAAGAAGCAAAAGAGGAGGUAUUCAUAUUUUCCAUUUUUGCAGAAAGGACAAAAACGAAUCGCAUAAAGGCACAAAUGUCAAUUUUUCGUUUAAAUGGAGGAGAAAAGAUGGCCAUCAAAAUGUCAGCGAGCGAUGCCACGACAGGAAGCAGGAAUGAGAUUUGAUUUUGAAAUCUCAAAUUAUCACCAUUCAUAUCAGUAACGUCGAACCAGAAAAGCAUUAGAACAUUUGUGUAUAUAUUUCCUUGUAUAUUUUGCACAUGAAUUAGUAUAGGCAUAUAGGCCAAAAUUUUGUUCAAGACAAAUAGAGUCGUUGUUAGUCAUAAGGACAAUUAACUGAACUUGCAGCUGAAAUAUAUUUGUGUAAACUAAUGUUGAAUUUCCAGAAAAUGAGCCAAUUUUUAAUAAUAUACUGCGAACUUGAAGAUAUAAUGAUCCAAUCGUUGAUAGACUUUAAUGUUUUUAUAUUCUCUUAUCAAUAUUUAUAGAUUAGUACAGCUUCAUGUGCAAUGUAAUUUUUUACAAAAAAAAACGGAAAUAGAGAAAAGCAUGUCUUUAAUCAUA
Molecule: messenger RNA, 2469 nt
Organism: Strongylocentrotus purpuratus (purple sea urchin)
Lineage: Eukaryota; Metazoa; Echinodermata; Echinoidea; Camarodonta; Strongylocentrotidae
Product: alpha-2,8-sialyltransferase 8B
Exons: 4
Coding region: 176-1507 (443 amino acids)
Biological process (GO): N-glycan processing; oligosaccharide metabolic process
Molecular function (GO): alpha-N-acetylneuraminate alpha-2,8-sialyltransferase activity
Source: RefSeq, a predicted model, not a curated record